AUGGCCAAAGUGAUUGCUCGAACUGCAUCGCGAAAGGCCACAAAUGCGUCUACAUUCCUAGCAGACGCGGCGGACCGCGGUAUAGCAGAAAAUUCGCCAACGCUGUCGACUCGUUUGAUGGAAAAGGCGAAAUUGGGGGAGUUCUGGAAGAACGAAGCUCAUCGAACUCUGAUGGAGACGGUACGACUUAUGUGUGCGCCGGUUGUGGGAAAACGCAUGAGUGCGCCGGGAGCCGGACUGCGCAGUAUCGACACACCAAUGGAGGAGAUCGAAUCCAUCUUUGACUCUGUGUUUGCUCCUAGCCCAGGAGAAGCAGCACAGGAGCUGGAUACUUUUUUGGUGUCAGAGCUAGUCCAACUGUAUGGAAGUGAUGAGGAUAUACUAGAUGCCUACUACGUCUUCAUCCAUCCUUAUCACCCCGUUCUACCUCCACCCGAACGUUUGCCCGUAUAUAACCGCCCCUUGUCUCAGCGGCUAGAGUUUCGGCCAUCAAGUCCGCUCAGUCUAGCUAUCUCUGCCCUUCUGGUACUCAUUCCACAUCCGAACGAGUCAGAUCCAUUGAGAGCAGAGUAUGUGAAGCUCCGUAGGAGCUUUGCGCAGACUUUCGCUCGAGAUGCUCUGGACGCUGUAGAGCUUGAUGCCAGUCCGCUAAACCCAUCGAAUAGUGCUCUCAGUAUGGAUAGAGCACAGUUUCAUCCGAAGUUGCCUUUGUAUUUAGAAGGCAUCCUAGCUCUGAAUCUUCUGAGUGUCUAUGAGUAUGCACAGCGAGGGAGUUUAUGCACAAUGAGCGAUCGAGCCAAUGAGGCACUGACAUCAGCGAUGAAAAUGUCGUUGCAUGAGUCUCUUGAGGAGGACGAAUACGCGGAAGCCAGGCGGAGGACCUGGUGGAUGACGGGAUGGAAGGUCCCUGUCGAGGCGCAACAGACGCUUCUUGAGACUGUCGCGUUCAUGACCGACCUUGAGCGAACGAAGACUUCCGGUGAAGGUGACAUUGGGAUUCGGAAGCGAAUGUUGGGUCUUGAUUCCCAGAUUGGAUCAUUGUUAUUUCUAUGCAGAGACACGCGGUCUGCCCCCAAGAUCGUUCCAACCCGGGUGGAAUCUCCGGAGGUCGCGGCCUCCCAGAUCAUGAUCACUAUUGCAGAAAUCCGAUUGCACACACUUUGUGCUUUCCAAGACAUUCCCAGUUUCCAUCAACGGCAGUACGAAUUCGGACCAUCUCCGACUGUAUCUGAAUCUGAGACCCAGCCCGAGUCGCCUUCUGCUGGUGAAGCAGAAAGCACCCAGCCUUCAACGCCUUCAUCAAGCUCCCCUUUGCAUUUUCCUUUCUCCUCGCAGGAGUCCUCAAAAAUCUGCUUCCACGGCGCCCUUAACAUCGUCACCUUACUGAACAAUCUUCCCUUCCCUAACCCGACCAACGAGAUCCCGCUCAACAGCCCACCAUAUCUCUCCCAAACAACCCGCGUCGAGAUUCCACGGAGCAUACUCACCUUUGCUUGCUGUGGAAUGCAAUCCGGCUAUGUGAUGUUGAUGCUUUGUCUCAAGGCACGCGCUCUGCGCGAGCGCCAUAUGGAGGAGUCCAAUUUCGCAAACACUCCCUCUCUGACAGCUCUUUUGAAUGAUCUGCAUCAAAGCUUACGGCUGCUUGUCAAGUGUUUGAAUAACUGUGCGGUCGCAUUUGAGGCGCUUUCUGGGAUGAGAGGUACCCCGAUUCUUAUGUCUGAGAAUAACGUUGCCUUAUUUUGA
Messenger RNA from Aspergillus pseudoviridinutans, 1743 nucleotides. RefSeq names its product transcription factor domain-containing protein. The coding region runs from base 1 to 1743 and encodes 580 amino acids. NCBI's taxonomy places the organism in Eukaryota, Fungi, Ascomycota, Eurotiomycetes, Eurotiales, Aspergillaceae. The transcript has 5 exons. The record is from RefSeq and is a predicted model, not a curated record.